Molecule: messenger RNA, 3617 nt
Organism: Carcharodon carcharias (great white shark)
Lineage: Eukaryota; Metazoa; Chordata; Chondrichthyes; Lamniformes; Lamnidae
Gene: dynlt3
Product: dynein light chain Tctex-type 3
Exons: 6
Coding region: 128-499 (123 amino acids)
Biological process (GO): microtubule-based movement
Cellular component (GO): cytoplasm; cytoplasmic dynein complex; kinetochore
Molecular function (GO): dynein intermediate chain binding
Source: RefSeq, a predicted model, not a curated record
CCGCCAGGUGGCGCGGUGGGUGGACCCCCGGGCCGUCUUGCGUCAGCUGUCUGUCCUGUGGAUCCACGUCAGGUGGCAGUCAGGGCAAAGAGGUGGCUGCUCGGUGAAGGGAGCUCCAGCCUGGAGGAUGGAGGAGUAUCAGGCCAGCGAGGAGGUUGCCUUCAAUGCAGAUGAAGCCAGUAAUAUUGUCAAAGAGUGCGUUGACAGUAUUAUCGGAGGGGUUGACUAUAAUCACAGCAAGAUCAAUCAGUGGACUGCUGCUGUAGUUGAACAAUCCCUGAUGCAUUUGGUUAAAAUGGGAAAACCAUUUAAAUACAUUGGUUUGACACUUGAUCUUUUAUCGGUGACCUGUGCAAUAAUGCAGAAAAGCGGAGCUGGUCUUCACACAGCGAGUUCAUGUUACUGGGACAGCAGCACCGAUGGAAGCUGUACCGUGAGAUGGGAAAACAGGACCAUGUAUUGCGUCAUCAGUGUGUUUGCUGUCAGCAUUAUGCUGUGAUGUACAGGAGCUCUAGUGUGCAUAGCCAUUCCGAAGCACCAACUCUUAAAUGUGUAUAUAAGAGAGAUUUUAGGAAUAGCAUGCAUUGUUUGUGGAUAAGGAAUAAUAGAGUACAUUUGAGCAAGAGUUACAAAGCUGUAAUCCAUCCUUAAAAGGCAAUAUCUUGCUUACUUCAUGCUGUUGUUAAUGGACUCCUGCUUUACUUUUAAACACCUGAUUGAGUAUCACCAGAACUGACAAUUGUUUCCUCUUUCACUGCACUGUAACUAAGCUGUGGAUUUCAGUAUCCAUGGUAGAGAUUUUAUCAACAGAAAUAUCACUAAUUUUUAAAAAUUCUUUGCUACUUUGAAAAUUGGAUCGCAUUGUUGGGUUGUAUUCAUGUAUUCCAAUAGAGAACUGACAAGGUCAGUUCAAAUAGCUCAUUGUAUUGCUUUGCUGUUUAGUCAGCUGAGUGUCAACUCUUCGCUGCAGUACAUGUUUGACUGAAUCAGACAAUCUGUUUCCUAGAUUAUUGUAAAACUACAGUAAAAUGAGAAAGUAAUGCAGAAUUCACAUUUCUUUAUUUUAUCUGGGACUUAAGCUUAUUUUCCAAAUCAUGUAUUUCUGAUUUGAAAGAGAGUUUUCAGAAGAAAAACCUAUUGGAUAAAAUGAUCCAUUUCUCUUUUGAAAUUGGAGAGAUUAUUGCAUUAAAUCUAUAAAUUGCUGACAUUGUUUAGUUUAUGGUGCUUGACAAAAUACAAUAUUUGCAGUGUAGUAGAUUCAAAGUUCUGAAUGUUUUGAGUAUGUUGACAAUUUGAAACUUGUAGCUGGAAUUGAUUAGGUAUCUAAAAAUAUGCUGUUAAGGUAAAACACACUGUCUGAAUCACUGAAUUGCACCAGUACAUGAAUUGGGCUAUUAUAACUGCUGCUUGGUGUGAAAAUUGCACCUAUGAUGCUUUAACCUCUUAAUAUACUGAUUGACUCACUUGGAUGUUGAGAGCACUACAUUGAAGUGUUGGCUUGAAAGCAGGAUAUUGCCUUUUGACAUUACUGUAAUGAGUUGAAAAUGCUUCCCACUAUCCAGUACAUUUGUAUAUAAAAUACUUUCUUGAAGCUAUUAGAAGAUGAGCUGUUUUAUGUAAUCCAUGAUGAUGUAACUUCAAGCAAGUUUUAGGACUUGUAUGCUAUGAAGUAGUGUCAGAGUUUUCACUUAAGAUGAAAGAUAAAAGCCACAUUUUGAUCACUAUAUGUUAAGUUCAGUAACUUCUUGCACUAAAUAGUAAAAUAAAUUAUUCUUUGAUACAGAGAGAGAUGAAGCUUUUCUAAUUUCAUUUAAAUGCAUUCAAACUAUAAUUCUGUUUUAAAUCUGGGUGUUGAAAUUCUUUUGAUGUUUUAAAAAAACUGAAAGGGCUUGUCUUUACCCAGUACCUGCAAGAACGGAAUUCAGUAACAUUAUAUUAAAUAGAUUAAGGAACAUAACCAUAAGAAGUCCAUUUGGGUGAGGGAAGAAGCAAAGCUUUAUAUUCAAAAUUGGACCAUUUUUUGCAACUAAUUUUGUUAACGUAUGAAUUAUUUGAAAGGAGAUGUGUAUAUGUGAGAAGUUAUUUUGAGGCUAAAAAGAUUAAAUCAAAAAUUAUUAUUUUGAUUCUGUUUUCACUUUAAUGGUUGAUGCUUGUAGACAGAAUUUUAGUGAGGAAUUAUGUCAGGGAAAACUGGCUAAACAUGAGGCUGAUGAUCAGUUCUUGUACUUAUGUUUAUUUAGAUUUGCUAUAACUGAUCUAAAGUUGAUAGCUAUGAGCAGUCACAUACAAAUACAUAAAAGGUAGUUUCCAUACUGGCCUGAUAGGAAGGAAAGACUAGCAUUUAUAAAGCACAUUUCAUGGCUUCAGGCUAUCCCAAAGCCCUUGACAGUCAACAAAGUACUUUUUGAAGUGUCAUCACAGUUGAAAUGUAGGAAACUGAGCAGCCAACUUGUUCACAUCAAGAUCCCACAUACAGAAGUUUAAUAAUAAUCAACUAAUCUCUUUUUAGAAAUGUUGAUUGAAAAUAAAUAUUAGACAGAACUCUGGGGAUAACUGUUUUGCUCUUCAAAAUAGUCCCAUGGGAUCACCACUUAUGAGGGAAGAUGAGACCUCACUUUAACGUCGCAUCCAAAAGACAGCAUCUCAGGCAGUGCAGCACUCCCUCAGUACUGAAAUGUCAGCUUAGAUUUUUGUGUUUAAGUCUCUGGAGCAGGCCUUGAAACCACAAUUAAGACUGCUACCAACUGUGAGCUAUGGCUGACUGGGAUUUAUACGAUGUGGUUGUUUUUGUUUGGAGCUCAACCACUGUUGUAAGCUAAAGGUUAGAAAUUACUUUAAACCAGUUACUUCUGCCAUUAAAAUAACAGAAAUAGGAAUUGUGAAAGAACAGCAAUUUUGGUUCUUAAGUCCAGAUAAGUGAUAUGAUUUAUUAUAGAAUUAAUAAAACUGCACAUAUUUACUUCAACUUGAAUCCAUAAAUUCUUCUCAGCUAUGCAAUGCUUUUAUUUGGGUAUUCUUUUAACCCACCAGAAGCCUUUACAACCUCUUGGUCUCAAUUACUGGCAGAAACAUGUGGCUAGUAGCACAGCCUGGCACUCUGAAGCAGUUACAACAUAAAUGUAAAGGCCUUAAGUAAUACGUUGGUGAAAACUUCUGGGACUAAAAUAAAAUGUAAAGUAAAUUUCAUGUAUAUUAGAUUGUAAUUAAGUAUCGACUUUUACGCAGAAUAGCAAGAUCUAGAAAAUUACUUCUCAAUGCGAUUCAGUAAAGCCACAUUGACAUCAGUUGAUUAUUUUCCUUUUCUGCACUUGUUUAUUUAUUGAACCAUACGGUAUAAAUUUAAUACUUGUAUCCAUGUAUUCUCAUUUAUUUCGUUUUGUGUAGAUAUGAUAAUUGAACAUGUAUUCCUCUUCCAGACACAUGAAUUAGCACAGACUUCAACAGCUUGUUGAUAGCUGCUCUUCGGCAUGGUGUGUGCUUUAAAUGCACUCAGAUAUUUACUAUUUGGGAAUUCCUAUACCCUAUUUCAAAAAUGUUUACAAAAUCUCUAGCUAUGUUGUAUGGCCAGAUUGAAAUAUUCCUGAGAACAUUAAAAACCUUGAUAUUUCAUGAAAAAA